This is a messenger RNA of Prorocentrum cordatum, 813 nucleotides long. Lineage: Eukaryota; Dinophyceae; Prorocentrales; Prorocentraceae. The record is from the annotation of a GenBank genome assembly.
GCGCCGUUUCGCUACGAGAUGCGCACGGGCGAGGACGGCGCCGUGGAGAGGGUCGAGUCCACGCGCCAGAAGGGCCAGCUGAAGGCGCCCACGCCCGACCAGAAGAGCACAGACUUGGCGACUGGUGUCUUCCCUGGCGGCGACGAGUGGACCAUCCCUACUUUGACCAUCGGCGAGCAGGUGGGCACCAAGCCGACCGCGGGCUCAGGGGCGCCUCUUCCAGGUAAUGGCAAAAAGUCGGGCAAGAUCAACGAGUUCAUUUUCAAGAAGGCGGACAGGGGCAUCGUGCAGAUGAUCUUCAAGAACGAGGCCAGCACGCAGUUCUACCAGCUGAAGGCGGUCAAGUCCGACGACGACGGCGCGAUCUGCCAGAUGAUCGUGAAGGGCUUCGACGAGGCCAAACUUACGGCGGCGCAUGACUUCAUGAAGAAGCUCGGUGAGCAGUACGCAGAGAGCAACGGCUCCAUGGGCAAGCAGAAGGCCAAGAAGCUGAAGGACGAGUGGCUGGUCAGCAACAGCGACGCCGCGGCGGCGCCCAAGACCUCGCCCAAGGACCCGCCCGCGGCCGCGCAGGUCGCACCCGGUGGCGACGACGAGGAGGGCGCGGUGGCCGAGACGCGGAAGCGCCCAGCAGCAGCGGCGGUGAGCCCCGUGCUGGUGACCCCCAAGAAGGCGGCGAAGAACCCAGCGGCGGCGGAGUCCUUGGAGCCAGCGGUGGAGACCUCGGAUGAUGACAUCCCGAGGGCCGACGACUGCGGCUCGAAGCUGCCGUGGAGCAAUUGGGGCCCUGCUCCCACGUUCCCGUGCAAGUAG